CGCCAUUUUGGGUGGAAGUUGGUGCGUACAGGAUAGAGACUGGAGGUGUUCUCAUUCAAACGCUUUGAUAACAAGUGUGAACCAAGCCCCGACACCCGAGAGCGGGUCCUACGGCCACAAUGACACAAAUAUUACCUAUACGAUUUCAAGAGCAUUUACAGCUCACAAAUAUAGGUAUAAAUGCGGCCAACGUUGGCUUCAACACACUCACCAUGGAAUCUGACAAGUUCAUCUGCGUACGUGAGAAAGUGGGGGACUCCUCACAGGUGGUGAUAGUUGACCUGGCAAACCCCACCAACCCUAUUCGACGUCCCAUCUCGGCUGAUUCCGCAAUAAUGAACCCUGCUUCCAAGGUCAUUGCCCUCAAAGCAUCCAGAACACUUCAAAUCUUCAACAUUGAGAUGAAGAGCAAGGUCAAGGCCCACACCAUGACGGAGGAUGUCGUGUUCUGGAAGUGGAUAAACGUGAAUACGAUAGCCCUCGUCACGGAGGGAGCAGUAUACCAUUGGAGCAUGGAGGGGGACUCUCAACCCCUGAAGAUGUUUGACCGUCACUCCAGCCUGACAGGUUGUCAGAUCAUUAACUACAGGACAGACGCUAAGGUCCAGUGGCUGUUGCUCAUUGGCAUUUCUGCACAGCAAAACCGGGUGGUAGGAGCGAUGCAGCUAUACUCCAUGGAACGUAAAGUGAGCCAACCUAUAGAGGGCCACGCUGCAGCCUUUUCCCAGUUCAAGAUGGAAGGGAACCCGGAAGCUUCAACACUUUUCUGCUUUGCCGUUCGAACAGCACAAGGCGGCAAGUUGCACAUCAUUGAGGUGGGCCAGCCAGCUACAGGCAACCAAGGUUACCCCAAGAAAGCAGUGGAUGUGUUCUUCCCACCCGAGGCCCAGAACGACUUUCCCGUGGCAAUGCAAGCCAGCCCCAGGCAUGACGUCAUCUACCUCAUUACCAAGUACGGCUACGUGCACCUCUACGACAUUGAGACGGGAGCCUGCAUUUACAUGAACCGCAUCUCUGCGGACACCAUCUUUGUCACUGCUCCUCAUGAGGCAUCAGCGGGCAUUAUUGGAGUCAACAGAAAAGGACAGGUGUUGUCUGUCAGCGUCGAAGAAGAAAACAUUAUCUCGUACAUCACCAACGUCUUGCAAAACCCAGACCUGGCUUUGCGCAUGGCAGUCCGCAAUAACCUUUCCGGUGCGGAGGACCUUUUUGUCAUGAAGUUCAAUACCCUCUUUACGAAUGGGCAAUACUCAGAGGCUGCCAAAGUGGCUGCCAACGCUCCAAAGGGUAUCCUACGCACACCCCAGACGAUCCAGCGGUUCCAGCAGGUUCCCAACCAGCCAGGACAGACGUCCCCGCUGCUCCAGUAUUUCGGUAUCUUGCUGGACCAAGGACAAUUGAACAAGUACGAGUCGCUAGAGUUGUGUCGCCCUGUCCUGCAACAGGGCCGCAAGCAGCUGCUCGAGAAGUGGCUCAAGGAUGACAAGUUGGAAUGCAGUGAAGAACUUGGUGACUUAGUCAAACAGGUGGAUCCCACCCUGGCACUGUCUGUCUACCUGAGGGCAAAUGUACCCAAUAAGGUGAUCCAGUGCUUUGCAGAGACUGGUCAGUUCCAGAAGAUAGUGUUGUACGCCAAGAAAGUGGGAUAUACGCCGGACUACGUGCUCCUCCUCAGGCAGGUAAUGCGCAUCAAUCCGGACCAAGGGGCCUCCUUUGCCCAGAUGCUGGUACAGGACGACGAGCCGCUCGCUGACAUUAACCAGAUAGUGGACGUGUUCAUGGAGUCUAACCUAGUCCAACAGUGCACUGCCUUCCUACUGGAUGCACUCAAGAACAACCGUCCUUCCGAGGGAAACCUGCAGACGAGACUUCUCGAGAUGAACCUCAUGACUGCACCGCAGGUCGCAGACGCCAUUCUCGGCAACCAGAUGUUCACACACUACGACCGUGCCCACAUUGCUCAGCUUUGUGAGAAGGCUGGCCUUCUGCAAAGGGCACUGGAACAUUACACAGACCUGUACGACAUCAAGCGAGCCAUUGUGCACACUCACUUGCUGAAUGCCGAGUGGCUAGUGAACUACUUUGGCUCCCUUUCGGUAGAAGACUCACUGGAGUGCCUGCGGGCGAUGCUGACUCACAACAUUCGUCAGAACCUACAAAUCAGUGUCCAGGUUGCCACGAAGUACCACGAGCAGCUAACCACCACAGCUCUCAUUGACCUCUUCGAGUCCUUCAAGAGCUACGAAGGCUUGUUCUAUUUCUUGGGCUCCAUCGUAAACUUCAGCCAGGACCCAGAAGUGCACUUCAAGUACAUUCAGGCUGCGUGUAAAACUGGCCAGAUCAAAGAAGUGGAGCGUAUCUGCCGUGAGAGCAACUGCUACAAUGCAGAGCGUGUUAAGAAUUUCCUGAAGGAAGCCAAACUCACGGACCAACUUCCCCUCAUCAUUGUUUGCGACCGUUUCGACUUUGUACAUGACCUGGUCCUUUACCUGUACAGGAAUAACCUGCAGAAGUACAUAGAGAUAUACGUUCAAAAGGUGAAUCCAUCUCGACUGCCGGUAGUGGUUGGGGGCCUGCUUGACGUCGACUGCUCUGAAGAAGUGAUAAAGAGCCUGAUCCUGGUUGUGCGUGGACAGUUCUCGACGGAUGAGCUUGUUGCGGAGGUAGAAAAGCGCAACCGCCUGAAGUUGCUGCUUCCUUGGCUGGAAGCGCGCUGCCAUGAAGGAUGCAUUGAGCCUGCUACUCAUAAUGCUUUGGCAAAGAUAUACAUAGACUCCAACAACAACCCUGAAAGAUUUCUCAAGGAGAACCAGUACUAUGAUAGCAGAGUAGUGGGUCGAUACUGUGAGAAGAGAGAUCCUCACCUGGCCUGCCUGGCGUACGAACGAGGUCAGUGCGACCGGGAACUGGUUCAGGUGUGCAAUGAGAAUUCCCUCUUCAAGAGUGAGGCACGCUACCUGGUCAGGCGAAGAGACCCCGAACUCUGGGCUGAGGUUUUGGCAGAGAGCAAUCCUUACAGGAGACCACUUAUCGACCAGGUCGUGCAAACUGCGCUCUCAGAGACCCAGGACCCGGAAGACAUCUCCGUGACCGUGAAGGCCUUCAUGACCGCCGACCUCCCCAACGAGCUCAUCGAGCUGUUGGAGAAGAUAGUGCUCGAGAACUCUGUGUUCAGUGACCACCGCAACCUUCAGAACCUGCUCAUUCUGACGGCCAUCAAGGCCGACCGCACUCGUGUGAUGGAGUACAUCAACAGGCUGGACAACUACGAUGCCCCCGACAUCGCGAACAUCGCGAUCGGCAGCGAACUCUACGAAGAGGCCUUCGCCAUCUUCAGGAAGUUUGACGUCAACACGUCUGCCAUUCAGGUGCUCAUCGACAACAUCCAAAACCUCGACCGCGCGUACGAGUUUGCCGAGCGCUGCAACGAGCCGGGAGUGUGGAGCCAGUUGGCGCGUGCUCAGCUGACGCAGGGACUCGUCAAAGAAGCCAUCGACUCUUUCAUCAAGGCUGGGGAUCACACUGCUUACCUUGAUGUCGUUCAGACUGCACACAAGACUGGCUCGUGGGAGGACCUCGUGCGAUACCUGCAGAUGGCCCGAAAGAAAGGGCGAGAAUCCUACGUAGAGUCUGAGCUCAUUUAUGCCUACGCAAAGACCAAUCGCUUGGCGGACCUCGAAGAGUUCAUCUCCGGUCCAAACCACGCGGAUGUACAGCGUAUUGGAGACCGUUGCUUUGAAGAUGGCCUUUAUGAGCCCGCCAAGCUGCUCUACAACAACGUGUCCAACUUCGCUCGCUUGGCCAUCACGUUGGUGCACCUCCGAGAGUUCCAGGGGGCGGUGGACUCGGCCCGCAAGGCCAACUCCACCCGCACUUGGAAGGAGGUGUGCUUCGCUUGUGUGGACAACGAGGAAUUCCGGUUGGCUCAGAUGUGCGGGUUGCACAUAGUGGUUCACGCUGAUGAGCUGGAGGAUCUAAUAAAUUAUUAUCAAGAUAGAGGGUACUUCGAAGAACUAAUCAGCCUCCUAGAAGCAGCGUUAGGCCUGGAGAGGGCGCACAUGGGCAUGUUCACGGAGCUCGCCAUCCUCUACUCCAAGUACAAGCCGAGCAAGAUGAGAGAACACCUGGAGCUGUUCUGGUCUAGGGUUAACAUUCCAAAGGUGCUUCGAGCAGCGGAGCAAGCCCACCUCUGGGCGGAGUUGGUGUUCCUCUAUGACAAAUACGAGGAGUACGACAACGCAGUCGUGACUAUGAUGCAACACCCGACGGAAGCAUGGCGUGAGGGCCACUUCAAGGAGAUGGUCACCAAGGUUGCCAACAUUGAGCUCUACUAUCGAGCCAUUCAGUUCUACCUGGACUACAAGCCCAUGCUCCUCAAUGACCUGUUGCUUGUCCUGGCUCCCCGUAUGGACCACACCAGAGCUGUCAACACGUUCACAAAGAGCAACCACUUGCCGCUGGUGAAGCCCUACCUACGGUCGGUACAGAGCCUCAACAAUAAGGCCAUCAAUGAGGCUCUUAAUGGCCUCCUAAUAGAAGAGGAAGACUUCCAGGGGCUGCGAACAUCCAUUGAUGCCUUUGACAACUUCGACAACAUUGCACUGGCUCAGCGGUUGGAACGUCACGAUCUGAUUGAGUUCAGGCGCCUGGCUGCCUACCUGUACAAGGGCAACAACCGUUGGAAGCAGUCUGUCGAGCUCUGCAAGAAGGACAGGCUUUUCAAGGAUGCCAUGGAGUAUGCGGCGGAGUCGAAGCAAGCGGAGACGGCGGAGGAGCUCCUGGCGUGGUUCUUGGAGGAGAAAAAUUACGAGUGCUUUGGAGCCUGUUUGUUCCAGUGUUAUGACUUGCUUCAUCCAGAUGUGAUUCUCGAGCUUGCCUGGCGUCAUGGCAUCAUGGACUUUGCUAUGCCCUACUUUGUACAGGUCAUGAGGGAAUACAUCUCAAAGGUUGACAAGUUAGAGGAACUAGAAAACCAGCGACUGGAGGAGUCCGCACAGAAUGAACAAAAGCCUCUUGUGUAUGCUCCCGAGCCGCAGCUGAUGCUGACGGCGCCCCCUGGGAUGAUGGCGCCGGGCUACCAGGCCUACACUCCAACCAUGCCUGGCUACCAGGGCUACAGCAUGUAACAGUGUCCCACCUCCUGUCUCCUUUCCCCCUACCCCACUUCCUCUUCCCCCACCUUGAUCCAAGCGAGUUGCGUGUCUACCUGGCUGGCUCAGGACGCGUUCGGGGGUGGCGUGCGACACUGCCAUCUCUAUCCGACCGGUUGUACAGUUUGGUUCGUACGGAUUUUUUGUGCGCAAAGGGGGGAGGGACACAGCAAGAAAAAACGACGGAGCAUUCCGCGGACCCGUCCCCGUCUGCAGCUUACUUAACGACAUAGAAGGGGGACUCUAAGCAUCUGUAAAUUCUUUUGGGCUCUAUCCAGUGAGGUUCUGAUGGAAUGUGUAUGUUUCUUUCCGUAAUGCUGCAUUAAAAAAGUGUUUUUGUUACACAGAGGGCAGUGAUGCUUUUUACGACACCUUCUCUCGCAGCGUUGUUCCUGGAGGAGGGAGGUGUUUCUUUUUUUUUCCGUAGCUUUGGUAGUAUGUUUUUUCUUGAAUGUGCCUCUGGUUUGUGGUGCGCGGCUCUGAAAAAAAUGUUACGAGGUCCGUUUGUUGUCUUGUGUAGUGGAGAGAUUUGCCCCACAUCUUUGGAUUGCGAGGCUUGUUAUAUAAUAUACAUUAUACAGAUAUAUAGGAAAAUUUAAAAAUGUAUGUAGAAAUUUGAUGGAGAAAUAAAUUUGGCGUCCUCA
Messenger RNA from Ornithodoros turicata, 5794 nucleotides. RefSeq names its product clathrin heavy chain 1 (gene Chc). The record is from RefSeq and is a predicted model, not a curated record. The transcript has 27 exons. NCBI's taxonomy places the organism in Eukaryota, Metazoa, Arthropoda, Arachnida, Ixodida, Argasidae. Gene Ontology annotation, biological process: receptor-mediated endocytosis; intracellular protein transport. Gene Ontology annotation, cellular component: clathrin complex; clathrin coat of trans-Golgi network vesicle; clathrin coat of coated pit. Gene Ontology annotation, molecular function: structural molecule activity; clathrin light chain binding. Bases 120 to 5126 code for a protein of 1668 amino acids.